Acanthamoeba castellanii str. Neff is the source of this 852-nucleotide messenger RNA. RefSeq names its product aminoacylase 1, putative. The transcript has 8 exons. The record is from RefSeq and is a predicted model, not a curated record. NCBI's taxonomy places the organism in Eukaryota, Discosea, Longamoebia, Acanthamoebidae. The coding region runs from base 1 to 852 and encodes 283 amino acids. Gene Ontology annotation, molecular function: aminoacylase activity.
AUGGAAGGAAAGGCAGUGCAAAAGCGGACGGCUGAGGAGGAGCAGGGCGUGGAGGAGUUCAAGCAGUUCCUGCGCAUCAAGACAAUCUCUCAGGAGGGCCACAAAGGUGCCAAUUGGGAGGCCGUUCGUUUCCUCCAGGCGCUCCUCGAUCAAAUGGGCCUGCACACCAAGACCGUGGAAUGCAUCCAGGGCAAGCCCAUCUUGAUAGCAACGUUGGUGGGCGAGGAGCCAUCGCUGCCCUCCAUCCUUCUCAACAGCCACUACGACGUAGUGCCGGCCGUCGAGGCCAUGUGGAAGGUCGACCCGUGGGCGGCCGUAGAAGAUGAAGAGGGCAACAUCUUCGGUCGAGGAACGCAGGACAUGAAGUACAUCGUGGCGCUGCGCCAGCUGAUCAAGGAGGGCAAGAAGUUCAAGCGCACCAUCCACCUCACGUUCGUGCCCGAUGAAGAAAUUGGCGGCGUCCAAGGCAUGAAGGAGUUCGUGGUGACGGAUGACUUCAAGAACCUCAACGUGGCGCUCGCCCUGGACGAGGGUCUGGCCAACCCCACCGACAAGUUCACCGUCUUCUACGGCGAGCGCGCCGUGUGGUGGCUCAAGGUCAAAUCCACAGGGCCGGCCGGACACGGGAGCCGCUUCAUCAAGAACACGGCCAUGGAGAAACUCCUGCGGUCGGUCCAGCAGUUCCUGGCCUUCAGAGCUGAGCAGGAGGCACGCCUCGAGGCGCACCCUGGAUGCCAGCACGCGGCGGUGAAGGCAGAGAAGCUGGGCGACGUGGUCACGCUCAACCUCACCAUGCUCCAGGUCAGCCUCAAGACUCUUCGUACCGUCAGCUCCCGCCUCAACGCCUCAUAA